UGAAGUCCAGGAACCCAUCGAGGAGGGGCCAGAGGUCCGCUCGGGCCUCUUUUGGUCCCUGGGAUUGGGUCCCGGGGCAGCGUGGGCAGGGCUGUCCCAGCUCUCCUCCCUUCCGGAGAAAACCAGGGUGCCAGGUCCGUGCAGCUACUGCAGAAGGCAUCCUCCGGGCUCCGGGUCCGGCCUCGGGUGCUGGUCCACCGCUCCAGCUGCCGCACCUUCCCGCCGAUGUCCCGGCCGCCGCGAGCGCGGGCGGUGCCAGAGGGUAGGACCCGAGGCUGCGUGGUGCCAGUCACUGCGCUCCUGCUGCUCGCCUACCUGGCAUACCUGGCGCUGGGCACCAGCGUGUUCUGGGCGCUGGAGGGCCCUGCAGCGCACAAGUCCGACCUCAGCUUCCAGCGUGACAAAUGGGCGCUGCUGCAGAACUUCACCUGCCUGGACGGCCCAGCGCUGGACUCGCUGAUCCGGAACAUCAUCCAAGCAUACAAGAAUGGAGCCCACCUCUUCAGCAACACCACCAGCAUGGGGCGCUGGGAGCUUGUGGGCUCCUUCUUCUUUUCCGUGUCCACCAUCACCACCAUCGGCUACGGCAACCUGAGCCCCCAGACCAUGGCUGCCCGCCUCUUCUGCAUCUUCUUCGCUCUCGUCGGGAUCCCACUCAACCUGGUGGUGCUCAACCGCCUGGGACACCUCAUGCAGCGGGUGGUGCACCGCUGUGCCCGCAGGAUGGGGGGAGCCUGGCAGGACCCGGCCAAGGCGCGCUGGCUGGCAGGUUCCAGCGCCCUGCUCUCGGGCCUCCUGCUCUUCCUGCUGUUGCCCCCACUGCUCUUCUCACACAUGGAGGGCUGGAGUUACGUGGAGGGCUUCUAUUUCGCCUUCAUCACCCUCAGCACCGUGGGCUUCGGCGACUACGUGAUCGAGAUGAACCCUUCCAGGAGGUACCCACUGUGGUACAAGAACAUGGUGUCCCUGUGGAUCCUCUUUGGGAUGGCAUGGCUAGCCUUGAUCAUAAAACUCGUCCUCUCACCGCUGGAGACCCCAGGGGGCGUGUGUUCCUGCUGCUGCCCCUGCUACCACCGCCACCCCAAAGGGGGCUUCAAGGGCUGCAGCAGGAGGCAGAGCCCAGGGGGCGAGCCCCAGUCCUAUGGCCCACAGCCAUGCUGCUGCCCGGACAGGGCUGUGGGCCUUACAGAGCACCUGGGUGCCUCCACUCUGACAGCGGGCUGCAACAAGGACAUCUAGCACGACCCUCGAUUGCGUCCACCUUUCUGCUUGGUAUCCAGAC
Messenger RNA from Ochotona curzoniae (black-lipped pika), 1282 nucleotides. RefSeq names its product potassium two pore domain channel subfamily K member 17 (gene KCNK17). The record is from RefSeq and is a predicted model, not a curated record. Gene Ontology annotation, cellular component: membrane. The coding region runs from base 226 to 1239 and encodes 337 amino acids. Gene Ontology annotation, molecular function: potassium ion leak channel activity. Gene Ontology annotation, biological process: stabilization of membrane potential; potassium ion transmembrane transport. The transcript has 5 exons. NCBI's taxonomy places the organism in Eukaryota, Metazoa, Chordata, Mammalia, Lagomorpha, Ochotonidae.